AUGUCACCCAUCCGAAAGGUGGCCGUUAUAGGCGCUGGAGGCACAAUCGGGACAUCAAUCACCUCUGCGCUCGUCGCGGCGCCGGACGACUUCGACGUGACGAUCAUCACACGUCCAGAGUCUUCCGCAACCUUCUCCUUCCCGGCCGACAAGGUCCCGGUGAUACGCACCGACUACACCAUCCCCGCGCUGACGGCUGCGCUGCAUGGCCAGGAUGCCGUCGUGUCUGCCGUCGGCGUGGCCGGAAUACCCAAGCAAAAGGACAUGAUGGACGCGGCCGAAGCGGCCGGCGUUGGUCUGUUCGUCCUCAGCGAUUUCGGCUACGGGCCUGAACACCGCCACCUGCCCGAUUUCGACGCCAUUGGAAAACCACGCCAGGAUGUCCUGUCCUACGCCAAAGACAAGGCUGCACGGUCAAACGGGCAGUUCAGCUGGUCGGCUAUUGCCAUUGGAAACCCGAUAGAUUGGGCUCUGAAAAAGUUCCCGACCUUGGGAUUCGACGUUGUCAACCGGAAAGCCACCAUCUACGAUUCGGGGACGGAACGCUUUACGGGGACGACCCUGGCAGGUAUCGCCCAGGCAGUUGUUGGCGUCUUGAAAUGCCACGACGAGGUGGCGAACCGUCAUUUGCACGUCCGCUCCGUCGAGACAUGCCAGAAUGACUUGUUGGCCGCUUUUGAGGAGGUGACGGGCCACAAGUGGCCGGUUACACACGAUACCACCGACAAUCUUUUACAGAGGGGCAGGGAGAAGCGGGCCAGAGGGGAGAGUGGUUGGGUUUUGGAUCUUAUCGUUGCGCAGCUGUUGGAAGAGGGCACCGAUCGUCGCUCGAUUGUGGUGGCCCAGGACAAGGCAGACAACGAUAUCUUGGGCAUGCCGCACGAGGAUGUGCCAGGCAUGGUCAAGCGGAUUAUGAUGAGUGUAUGA
Molecule: messenger RNA, 927 nt
Organism: Capronia coronata CBS 617.96
Lineage: Eukaryota; Fungi; Ascomycota; Eurotiomycetes; Chaetothyriales; Herpotrichiellaceae
Exons: 3
Coding region: 1-927 (308 amino acids)
Molecular function (GO): oxidoreductase activity
Source: RefSeq, a predicted model, not a curated record